CUGCUUCACUGGUAUAUAUAGCAUUUAUACAUUACUCUGGUAUUCUUAUUCUCAACUUUCUUUUGGUCUUAGUCCUACACUGCUCAGCUUUUCUGCCAGUGUUUCCUAUCAAAUACUGGUUGCUUGAAGUUUGUCCUCUUCUAGAAGGUUCCGUGAUUACAUUAUUACCUGAUUUCUUGAAUCUCUAAUAUGAUCGACGUCUUCCCAGAGCCUGGAUACUUUUAAAGGAUCACGUGGCUGGAUAUACAACCCUUGACUUCUACUUGGUUAUUUGUUGAAAAGGUUGCUGCACUGACCUCACUUUGUUUAUUGGUGACAGAGUCUCUUGCCCAAUCUACAUGUUUGUUUGCUUAUUGAGACUUGAUCUUUCUGUCCAGAGGAGACUUCUUCACUUUUAAGGUUUACAGUUUCCUUAAAGCAUGUCUUAGGAAGGACUGUUUCAGGUCAGCUUUCCUGACGGAAAAGGAAAGUUCAUGGUGGUCCUUAAAAUAUGCGGGUAAGAUCUCUUUUUAUUUCUGGGCAAUUUUCUUAGAUAAUGGUUUUUAAUACUGUAUUUAUUCCAUUGUUUUCUUUUUUUCUCUUUAGAGACUACAGUCACACAUAUAAUUUUAAUUAAAAACAUGUAUUUUAUUAUUUUGUAGAUCACCUGCUUUAUCCAGAACUUUCUCUGUGAUCCAGUUUUCUUUCUUUGGUUUUAUUGUCAUUCUUUUUUCUGCUCUAUUGUCAUGUCUUUUUUCCAUGCUGUUUAUUAAAAUUUCAUUCAAGUCUCUUUUCUCUUCAUGCUUCCUAUGAGUUGUCCUGACCCGCUCUGACAAAACACCACAGAGUGGGUGGCCUAUGUAGCAGAAAUUUAUUUUUUACUCAUCUGGAGGUUGUAAGGCAGGAUGAAGGUGCCUGCAGGGUGCCUUCUGGUGAGCCCUCUCUCUCCAGCUUGUGGCUCUCUCCUUACAUGGCUUUUUUUCUGUGCACACAGGGAGAGCAGGCAAGUGCUGGUAUCUCUUCGGCUUCUGAUCAGGAGGUCAUUCCUAUCCGAUAAGUGCUACACCCUGAUGACGUAAUUCAAACCUUAAUUAGCCUCCUUAAAGGCUGUGUCUCCGGAUGCAGUGACAUGGGGGAUUAGGGCUUCAGCAUACGAGUUUGGGAGGGGGACAGCUGAGCUCAUAACCAGGUUCUUACAAUUUGAGUCAUAUUCUAAGAUCACUCUGGCCUUUUGACAAUUGAAUUCCUCACCCGAUCAGCCCUUGCCUCCGUAGUUCCCAUUAAUACUCCAAGUCCCUUGUGUUGGAGUUCUCGGUGGUCUGAGCUGUCAUCUGUCAGAACGAAGAUGUCUGCUCCAUAUUUUCCCUCUCACGGUGGGACUUCUCCUUUGAGGGAGUGAUUUUAUUUGCAUUUAAUUAUCUGUACGUUCUAGAGGCGCCUGGGUGGUUUAGUCUGUUGAGCGUCUGACUUCAGCUCAGGUCAGGAUCUUAACGGUUUGUGAGUUGGAGCCCCAUGUCAUGCUCUGUGCUACGAGCUUGGAGCCUGGAGCCUGCUUCAGAUUCUGUGUAUCCCUCUCUCUCCGUCCCUUCCUCGCUCACACUCUGUUUCCCUGUCUCUCUCUCAAAAAUAAGUAAGUAUUUAAAACAAAGGACUUUAAUUAUCUCUAAGUUCUCUGUCUCUUCCUCUACGUGUAGUUGCCACGGGCUCAAGCUCUUUCUAUAGAUGUGAGCUCUUUUAUCAGUUUCUUCUGUAUUAAAUGUUUAUUUCCUCAGUGGUGGUUUGAAGUCAGUAGUAUUUUGUAUUUCCCAGUUAUGCUGAAGUCACGGGUUGUCGAUUGGUCAUUUUAUUUGCUCUCUGUAUGUUGAUCCUUAGAGGUAUUUGGAGGAUAGAUGGAGACGUUCCGAAUUUAGUAGCUGCCAUUACUCCUCAGACGUCAGAAUGCAGAUGUCUGGUUGUAGUCGUUUCCUCUCCUUUCUUCCACCAUGCCAGGCCUUUUGUUUCUUGUUUCCAUUUUUGUAUUUUCAUGUCUAACAGAAGAAAUCGAAAAAAUAAGUACUUGUAGUUAUUUUCUUCCUUGGAGACUAGACAAGAAAUCAAAAUCCGCUAAAACAUAGGGCAUUUGUAUAUAUGUUGGAUUCCAGAAGAAAUGUGUUAGUAUUUAUGUGUACGGUUAAUUUUUCCUAUCUUUAGAAGUCUGGGAAACUGAUCACAAGAAAGGAAGGAGCCGAGAAAACCAGCGUAAACCUAUGUGGGAAGUUGCAUUCAUCAGUAAGAAAACACUGACCAAGGAACGAGGUAAUGUAAUAGGAAAACCAUUUAACCUGGACACAAAUUCGUUUCCUUCCAGAGAAAGCCUCUGUCAGUGUGACUCAUAUGGAGUGAGUUUCAGCUGUAUUUCUGAAUUGUGUAUCUAUAUGAAAAACUAUUUAGGAAAAAAGACUGAUGAAUUUAAUGACUGUGGAAAAUUACUAGUCAGUAUUGAACACAAGAAAACUCCUACUAGCGAGAAAAGUGAAUUUUUUAAACAUGGGGAAACUUUCAGUCAGGAUGAGGACCCUGUUGAUUGUGAGAAGAUUCAAAGUGCAGAGCAAAAUUUUGAAUAUUACAUGUAUCAAGAAACCUUCCCCGAAAAGGCAACAUUGAGUACGUACAAGAGAGCGAUCACUGAAGAGAAUCACUCUGAAUGUAUUGAAUAUGGGAGAACCUUUUUUCCUGACUCCUCUUUCCUGUUACAUCACAUGAAUGCCUCCGAAGAGAAUCACUGUGGACUGCGUGGUUGUGGGAAAUCGUUAUGUGUGAAGUCUACCCUUUUGAAACCUCAUGGGGCACGUAUGAAACCCUCGGAGUGUAGUGAGAGUGGGGAUCGUUUCCGGGGGGAUUUAUGCCUUCCACAACUUGAAACAAAUCAUAAAGGAGAGAAACACUUUGAAUGCAAUGAAUGUGGAAAAGCCUUUUGGGAGAAGUCCCACCUCACUCGACAUCAGAGGAUACACACGGGAGAGAAACGCUUUCAGUGUAAUGAAUGUGGAAAAACUUUCUGGGAGAAGUCAAAUCUCACGAAACAUCAGAGAUCACACACAGGGGAGAAGCCCUAUGUGUGCAACGAGUGUGGUAAAGCCUUCAGCCACAAGUCAGCCCUCACGUUACACCAGAGAACACACACAGGGGAGAAACCCUAUCAAUGUAGUGCAUGUGGGAAAACUUUUUACCAGAAGUCAGACCUCACCAAACACCAGAGAACACACACAGGGUUGAAACCCUAUGAAUGCUAUGAAUGUGGGAAAUCUUUCUGUAUGAAUUCACACCUUACAGUGCAUCAGAGAACUCAUACAGGAGAGAAACCAUUUGAAUGUCCUGACUGUGGGAAAUCUUUCUGUCAGAAGUCACAUCUUACACAACAUCAGAGAACCCAUGUAGGGGAUAAGCCCUACAAAUGUAAUGCAUGCGGGAAAACUUUCUACCACAAGUCAGUUCUCACUAGGCAUCAGAUAAUUCAUACAGGGUUGAAACCUUAUGAAUGUUACGAAUGUGGAAAAACCUUCUGCUUGAAGUCUGACCUCACAGUGCAUCAGAGAACUCACACAGGAGAGAAACCCUUUGUGUGUCCUGAAUGUGGGAAAUUCUUCAGCCAUAAGUCUACCCUCUCUCAACAUUACAGGACACAUACAGGAGAGAAACCCUUCGAAUGUCACGAAUGUGGAAAAAUAUUCUAUAAUAAAUCGUACCUGAUAAAACACAAUAGGACACACACAGGGGAGAAACCCUACGAAUGUAAUGUAUGUGGGAAAACGUUCUGCCAGAAGUCUCAGCUCACUCAGCACCAGAGAAUCCACAUAGGAGAGAAACCCUAUGAGUGUAAUGAAUGUGGAAAGGCUUUCUGUCACAAAUCAGCUCUAAUUGUGCACCAGAGAACUCAUAGAGCAGAAAAGCCC
This is a messenger RNA of Panthera uncia (snow leopard), 3911 nucleotides long. RefSeq names its product zinc finger protein 33B-like. The record is from RefSeq and is a predicted model, not a curated record. NCBI's taxonomy places the organism in Eukaryota, Metazoa, Chordata, Mammalia, Carnivora, Felidae. The annotation marks the transcript as partial. Gene Ontology annotation, biological process: regulation of transcription by RNA polymerase II. The transcript has a single exon. Gene Ontology annotation, molecular function: RNA polymerase II cis-regulatory region sequence-specific DNA binding; DNA-binding transcription factor activity, RNA polymerase II-specific. Gene Ontology annotation, cellular component: nucleus.